CUUUUUUUUAUCAUCGCUUAUUAUUAUGAAAUUUAAAAAAUAAUAAUUGUGAUGUAGCAUGCAGAGGGAAAUGAUGAGAAUGGUUUAGUUUUUGGGUGGAUGUAGUGCGGUGACAACGAGGAUACGUGAAGGCGAUCCAUCAACCAACUGUUGGCCAGUUUCACGCUCUGUCAGAUCCCACUGUCGGGCGAUAUAUGGCGUCCCUCCGUGUCCACCGCUGUCAGGUAUCUCAUCAGCUCACUGCCUGUCAUCAAUCUCUAGAGAGCAUUGUUAAAAAUGUCCCGAUCGGAAGUGAUGAUGAAGAUAUCUGCGAUAAUACCGCAUCUGCUACUAUGUAGGGGGUGCGCCAUAAUAGGAACCAGGAAAUUUCAGAGGACUCAUUACAAACCUUAUAUGAUCACUUUUCCGGCUCUCAAGAUCGAUUUCGAUGAAUGA
Molecule: messenger RNA, 435 nt
Organism: Nezara viridula (southern green stink bug)
Lineage: Eukaryota; Metazoa; Arthropoda; Insecta; Hemiptera; Pentatomidae
Source: the annotation of a GenBank genome assembly